AUGGCGUGGUUUCGAAAACGUUUUUCCUAUUACGAAUCGCUUAUCGAGCGUUGUCCAACCGAUGAGGAACCGACGAUCAAACUAAGAGGUUAUCGUACCCGACCUGACGAUCCAUCCGUUGAUAAGGAAAGACAGCAUGUGUCUGUGUCUGACUACGAAAACUUACAGGAAGUAAAGGAGUACGUUGACACAAUGUCUAGUUGUUCCAUGGAAUCGAGUGUUGCGCUCAGUGCGGAUUCCACGCUGACACUCACCGAACGGGACACUACUCCCACUCCUGUGAAUGGGCUGCUCACCAGGACCCCUGUAUUGCGUAGGAGAAGAAGUAACAUACACACAAACCUGAGGAGAAACUACAGAAUAAUGGCUCCUGACGAAUCUAUCCAGAUUUUGAAGCAGCAAAGCGGUGUUGUGGAUGACCAACAGCAACAACAUUCACAAAGGAGUAAAAUCUUACGUCGAAAAAGCAGUCGACGAGAAAAGGACAUUAUCAAUCCUCCUCCGAUGGUGAUCACACCUCCAGUGCUUCUCAAUCGUGUCCAAUCCUGCUCAUUAUGCUGUCGAGAGAAGAGUUGUCCUUCUGAUGCGAUGCCGCCUACGUCACUGACAUCAGCGCGGUUUUCAGAAGAGGAUCCCGCACGACUAUCAUUUGUCUCGUCAUCAACGGGCUACAGCUCAGCGCGCUCCUCCCUUCGUAGUUCUGAUGGAGGAGAAGAUAACAGUAACAAUCGAGACAGCGGCAUUGUAAGUCUCUCCUCGCUCUCAUCCCUUUCAUCAUCGCGUAGAUCAACGCUGCUCUCCGCUGGUUCCCUUUCGCAUGUCGAUCGCAUCGCAAUUGAACUUUUCGACACAGAAAAGAGUUAUGUUGAGGAUCUCUAUGCUGUUAUUCAGGGUUACCUGAAUUUUCUUGUCGAUCAUCGCGAUGAACUUGGUGUAACGCUGGACAACAUUUCAUCGUUGUUCGGAUGCAUUGAGCGAAUCUAUGCAUUCAACCGAAAGCUUCUACAGCAGCUGGAUUUGGCCGACUUGGACUGCGUCAAGAUGAGUCGUUGCUUUGUGGACAGUGCGGGCAAAUUCGAGGACUACAUUGUGUACUGUACCAAUUACCAUCGAAUGAUCGCAACCCUCUCGCAGCUUCAGCAGCAACCUCACCUGGCUGCUGCCCUGUCGCAACGUCAAGCUGCACUCGGUCAUGCUUUACCACUCAGCGCCUAUCUUCUCAAACCCGUUCAAAGGGUGUUGAAGUACCAUUUAUUUAUUGAGAAUAUGCUGAAACAUCUUCCCAGUUCCAUACCACCCGAUGAUUUUGCGGUCGUUAAACGUGCUCAUGAAGUGAUGACAUCUCAAGCGUCACGAAUAAACGACGAAAAGAAACGUGCCGAACAUGCGGAACGAGUUGAACAACUACAGGCUGCCAUACAAAAGUGGACCGUCGAUAAGCAAACCGCAAAUUUGUCGGCAUACGGGGAAUUGCUGUUGGAGGCGCAGUUCCGUCAAGCUGGCUCGAAGACCACCAGACUUCUGUUCCUUUUUGAAGAAAUGUUGCUGAUUGUGAAACAGAGGAAUUCUAACUACGUCUGCAAGGACUAUAUUAUGUCUUCAAACCUCAUGCUAAACGAGUCAAUCUAUCCAGAAGAGCCACUUGCAUUCCAAGUACUCUCCUUCGAUAAUCCUCGAACACAGUAUAUAUUCCUGGCGUCGUCGGCUGAUCAGAAGAGGACAUGGAUGAUUGAACUAAAAAGAAUGAUGCUUGAUCAUUAUGGCAUCGAAAUCCCAGAGAAAACGAAGCAAUUGAUGCUCAGCAUGGAUAACACACAAAGAGUAGCAUUCGGAAGGCCAGAAUUUGCCGAAGUAUCGUUGAAAAACCACAAACGCGUGCCAAAAUACCUGGAAAAGCGCCGAAAAAGCGUGGAUAAGGGAACAAGCGACCAAAAUCGAAGACGAAGCCUUUCCGCUUCUCGAUUACUCGGAGCGAGCAAGACGUCCUUGGUGUCGGAUUCUUCACGUUACAAAUUAUUUGGAGUGCCCGAUGUGGUACCGAAAUGUACUUGUCACAUGUCCACAACUCCUGGACCGAGCAACGGACCAGUUUCAAAUCGUGUCUCUGCUGUCUCCAAAGUCCCAGUUUCACGGACACUUUCUGCCUCCACAAUUUUCUUCGACGGAUCGCUAGAAGGAGCGCAAAGUGCACCCGCGAAGGAGGCGGUGCUCUCGUCAAGGAGUCGUUACCAUAUGGCAAGAAAUAAGAGAGCACUUCCGCCAAAAUGUGAGACGCGAUCUCCGUCCAUUCGUCGAAUUGAAUGCGAAGAAAUCGACGAAACAUUCAACGAGUUGUUUAAGGAACUCGUAUCCUGCGGCAACGCCAGCCCUAAGACUCAGGCUAGGCAAGCUGUCGCCGUCGCACCGAACUCUUCUGAACAGGACUCGUUGCAAGAAGUGAUGGCUUACAGAGAACAAGCUGUGUACAAAAAUCGUUCGAAAUCCUUGACGAGGCUCGACGAAUUCUGCGAUCCAUCGAUUGAUCUGCUGCUGAACGGAGACGUUGCUGAAUCAUUUACGCCUUCAGAACUUUAUGAGCAAGAACGUCACUUCAACAGAGGAGAUCAAAUGAAGCGUGGAAGAGCGAAGAAGUAUCACAUGUCCGGGGAUUCGGAGAUGCUACGUGGUGGUUGUGGUCGUAUACCGUUGAGCGAUCGAGCGGCAACAAUUGCAGAAGUGGAUUCACCUCGGGGUGAUUUCCCACUCAUCGAUGACGACGUUGUGUCUCCACGAAAGCUCGCAGCCCGACAGAGAACCCCGUUGACGGUCGAACAAGCAGCGGAGUUGGAUGCGUUAAUACCCGUAGGUGGGGUUGUUAAAACCCUAAUAAGACAGAUUGAGAACACUGGUUCCUGA
This is a messenger RNA of Necator americanus (New World hookworm), 2895 nucleotides long. RefSeq lists its product as uncharacterized. Gene Ontology annotation, molecular function: small GTPase binding; guanyl-nucleotide exchange factor activity. The transcript has 22 exons. Lineage: Eukaryota; Metazoa; Nematoda; Chromadorea; Rhabditida; Ancylostomatidae. The coding region runs from base 1 to 2895 and encodes 964 amino acids. The record is from RefSeq and is a predicted model, not a curated record.